AUGAAACUCAUCAAUCAAAUCAAACAAUCUCAAAGACAAAUCAGAACUUCAUCAAGUUUAUCUAAUCUAAUCAAGAAUGCAACCACCCUAACCAAACUAACGACUUCUCAACUCUUAUCAUCAUCAAAUCAAACUGAUCAUCUCUUAAAUCAAACUCAAGUAGAUCCAUUUAAAUUAUUAUCACCUGAAUUGAAAAAAUUAAAUUUAAAUCUAAGUUCGUUAUUAGGUUCCAAUCAAAUUAAAUUAGAUCAAGUAGCUAAAUAUUAUUUAUCUCCUUCAACUGAUUCUAAACAUUUAAGACCUUUGAUCGUCUUAUUGGUUUCAAAAGCAACGGCUAAUCUAAGUCCUACUUAUCCUCAUCAUCUUCAUUCAUUUCAAUUAGAUAUCAAUCAAUCUAUUUCACCUCAUUCGAUCUUAACCGAUCAUAAUCCUUCGGCUUCUUCUUCAAAUCCACUCAAUGAUCCAUCAUCAUCUUCAAUCUUACCAUCUCAACAUAGAUUAGCAGAAAUUUCAGAAAUGAUUCAUGUAGCUUCUUUAUUACAUGAUGAUGUGAUAGAUAAAGCCAGCUCUCGAAGAUCGAUUCCAUCAGCCCCACACGAGUUUGGUAACAAGUUAUCGAUCUUAGCCGGAGAUUUCUUAUUAGCAAGAGCAUCAAUUGGAUUAGCCAGAUUAGGAUCAUUAGAAGUAGUCGAAUUGAUUUCUUCAAUCAUAUCUAAUUUAGUUGAAGGUGAAUUGAUGCAAUUGAAUUCAAAUGGAAAAUCAAAUCAUCAAAUCUGGAAUGAAUAUCUUGAAAAAAGUUAUUUGAAAACAGCUUCUUUGAUGGCUAAGACAGCUAGAUGUGCUACAGUUCUAGGUGGAUGUGGGAUACAUCAAGGAUGGGAAGAAGGUGAGAAGAUUAAAGAUGGGGUUUAUCAGUUUGGUAAACAUUUAGGUAUCGCUUUUCAGAUUAUAGAUGAUGUACUUGAUUAUACUUCAUCUGCAUCUGUUUUGGGAAAACCUUCAGGUGGAUCUGAUCUUAAACUAGGAAUAGCAACUGCUCCGAUCCUUUAUGCAUCAGAACAGUUUCCAGAACUAAACGAAUUGAUCAAUCGAAAGUUUAAUCUUGAAGGAGAUGUAGAAAGAGCACAAGAACUGGUUCAUCGAUCAAAUGGGAUCUCUAGAUCGAUUGAAUUGGCUCAAAAGUAUUCGAAUGAAGCUAGAGAGUUUCUUAAACAAUCUGGUAUACCUGAAAAUGAAGCUAGGAUUGGAUUAGAGAAAUUAUCUUGGAUGGUGAUUGAUAGAGUUAAAUAA
Molecule: messenger RNA, 1290 nt
Organism: Melampsora larici-populina 98AG31
Lineage: Eukaryota; Fungi; Basidiomycota; Pucciniomycetes; Pucciniales; Melampsoraceae
Exons: 3
Coding region: 1-1290 (429 amino acids)
Biological process (GO): isoprenoid biosynthetic process; ubiquinone biosynthetic process
Cellular component (GO): transferase complex
Molecular function (GO): prenyltransferase activity
Source: RefSeq, a predicted model, not a curated record